AUGAAGAUCUCCAUUCUAAUCUCGAUCGCCGCCGUCGUUGUAGCUGUUGCCGAUGGCGCCACUCCUGGUGAGGACAAAAUCCCAGCCCUUUCCCCUGUCUUUAACGGAAUUGAGCCCCACUUCAGCUCGGUCUUGAGCCGUCGCGAUGAUCCGUUCGAUCUCGAGGCUGAUAAUCUCUUAGAGAAACGAAAAGCUUUAGUCUGUCCUGGCGGAACUGGCCUUUGUUCCAACGAUCGAUCCCGGUGCUGUCCUCUCGGGGGUAGAUGCUGCCCCAAACGUGGUUGUUGCGGUGCUGGUAAAUUUUGCGUCGGACCAGGAUGUUGCCCCAACAGUCAAAUGGGAUGCGACGGGAAGGGCUGUUGCCCCAAGAACUCCAACUGCUGCAGUCUCGGAUAG
Gamsiella multidivaricata is the source of this 396-nucleotide messenger RNA. RefSeq lists its product as uncharacterized. The record is from RefSeq and is a predicted model, not a curated record. Lineage: Eukaryota; Fungi; Mortierellomycota; Mortierellomycetes; Mortierellales; Mortierellaceae. Bases 1 to 396 code for a protein of 131 amino acids. The transcript has 3 exons.